Molecule: messenger RNA, 2459 nt
Organism: Trifolium pratense (red clover)
Lineage: Eukaryota; Viridiplantae; Streptophyta; Magnoliopsida; Fabales; Fabaceae
Product: probable sulfate transporter 3.3
Exons: 12
Coding region: 117-2186 (689 amino acids)
Biological process (GO): transmembrane transport
Cellular component (GO): membrane
Molecular function (GO): secondary active sulfate transmembrane transporter activity
Source: RefSeq, a predicted model, not a curated record
CAUUACUCAAAGUUUCAAACAAACACAAGAACCUUAGCUGCUACUACUAUAUAAUACCACACACAUAACACAUUCCAUUACUACUACUACAUAUUAUUAUUAUUCUCUUCUCUUCAAUGGAUCCUAAUACUUGCAACAUGCAUUCACAUUGUGUACACAUGGAAAUUCAUCAAGUUGUUCCACCACCCCACAAAAGCACUUUAAACAAACUCAAAGUUAGGCUCAAGGAAACUUUUUUCCCUGAUGAUCCUCUGCGCCAAUUCAAGGGAAAAUCACUUAAAACAAAAAUUAUCUUAGGAGCUAACUAUUUUUUCCCUAUUCUUCAAUGGGGUUCUAAUUAUAGCUUCAAACUCUUUAAAUCUGACCUUAUUUCUGGUCUCACUAUUGCUAGCUUAGCCAUCCCACAGGGAAUUAGUUAUGCCAAGCUUGCAAAUCUUCCUCCAAUUGUAGGACUAUAUUCUAGUUUUGUUCCUCCACUUAUUUAUGCUGUUCUUGGAAGUUCAAGGGAUCUAGCAGUAGGACCUGUUUCAAUUGCAUCUCUUGUUUUAGGAUCCAUGCUUAGACAAGAAGUAUCUCCUUCAGCAGAACCUGUUCUGUUUCUACAACUUGCUCUUACUUCAACUUUCUUUGCUGGUUUAUUUCAAGCUUCACUAGGAAUUCUAAGAUUAGGAUUUAUCAUUGAUUUUUUAUCAAAGGCAAUCCUAAUUGGAUUCAUGGCUGGUGCUGCUAUAAUUGUGUCUUUGCAACAACUUAAGAGCUUACUUGGAAUCACACAUUUUACUAAAGAAAUGGGUCUUGUUCCUGUUAUGACUUCUGUUUUUCACAAUAUACAUGAGUGGUCAUGGCAAACAAUAGUGAUGGGAAUUUGCUUCUUGGUGUUGCUACUAAUAGCAAGACACGUUAGCAUAAGAAAACCAAAGCUAUUCUGGGUCUCAGCUGGAGCUCCUCUUAUGUGUGUCAUCAUCUCUACUCUUUUUUGUUUUGCAAUCAAGGCUCAAAAUCAUGGCAUCAGUUUAAUUGGAAAAUUACAUCAAGGAAUAAAUCCUUCUUCAUGGAAUAUGUUGAAAUUUCAUGGAAGUCAUCUUGGUCUAGUCAUGAAAACUGGCCUAAUCACUGGCAUUUUGUCACUCACCGAAGGUAUUGCAGUAGGAAGGACAUUUGCAGCUCUGGGAAACUACAAAGUGGAUGGAAAUAAGGAAAUGAUGGCAAUUGGGUUCAUGAAUGUGGUUGGCUCCUCCACUUCCUGCUAUGUUACAACAGGUGCUUUCUCUCGUUCAGCUGUUAAUAAUAACGCAGGAGCGAAAACAGCAGCUUCAAAUAUAGUAAUGUCUGUGACAGUGAUGGUGACACUUCUUUUUCUUAUGCCAUUGUUCCAAUACACGCCUAAUGUUGUAUUGGGUGCAAUCAUAGUCACAGCAGUGAUUGGCCUCAUCGAUAUCCCUGCUGCUUGCCACAUUUGGAAGAUAGACAAAUUCGACUUCCUUGUGAUGUUAAUUGCUUUCUUGGGUGUUAUUUUUAUCUCAGUCCAGGAAGGUCUUGCUAUUGCAGUUGGAUUGUCGACUUUUAGGAUACUCCUGCAAAUUACAAGGCCAAAAACAGUAAUGAUGGGGAACAUACCAGGGACAGACAUAUAUAGAAAUCUUCAUCAAUACAAGGACGCUACAAGAAUACCAGGCUUUCUUAUUUUAAGCAUCGAGGCUCCGAUCAAUUUUGCAAACAUCACAUAUCUCAAUGACAGGUUAGUUUCAGCUUUGCAUAGUUUAUCAAGUAUGUUAGUUUUAUUGUCUGCAUUAUUGUUUCCUCUGUUACUCAACUAUUUAGUAUCGACAUUUCAUAUUAGGACAUUGCGAUGGAUUGAAGAGGAAGAAGAAGAUAACAUAAAGGAACAAUCAAGUCUUCGAUUUUUAAUCCUGGAUAUGUCAGCUGUGAGCGCCAUUGACACAAGUGGAAUCUCACUUUUCAAGGAGUUAAAGGCAACAAUGGAAAAGAAGGGUGUUGAGCUUGUGUUGGUUAAUCCUCUCGCCGAAGUCAUUGAAAAGCUGAAAAAAGCAGACGAAUCUAAUACUUUCAUACGAGCAGACAACCUUUUCUUGACAGUUGGAGAGGCUGUGGCGUCACUUUCAUCAACAAUGAAGACCCAAUCAACCACGACAGAAGAAGCACAUACAAUCGUUCCACAUUACUGAUUAAUUAAUCAAGAUUGCAGGAUAAACAUGGCAAGAUUAAAAAGAAGUAGAUGCGGCAAAAACAGACCACGUAGAAUUCGUAUCAAAUCAAUUGUUGCAACAUUCUACACUAUACAGUUUAAACAAUUAAAGUGAAAUGUAACUUUAUCAGUGUGCUGCUGCUUAUUAGAUAUGCCUCACAAGGAUUUUGUUCAUAAUGGCAACAACUUGAUGCUUUUCAACUCAAGCAUUCACGUUGAUUUACAUGCACUCUUCAGCACAUUGAUCAUAUAA